GUGAAGUGAAGUGAACCUGAAAACAUUACUCUAUAAAAAUGUUCACUUUUACCGUUCGUAUUCAUUUUAGCGCUAGUGUAUAGACCGGACUGAAUACUAAGUAUUGCGUGUUAAACCCUAGAAAGAACAACACAAUAACAGAUCAUUGCUCAGCUGUAAAGCCUAAAUUUUCCUGCCUUAUCAGUUGUUUUGUUGCUUUUGGUUUUGUGCUGAGAUUUAUAUUGCUUGUCUGCAUUAUUUGAAGGCUUUGAGAUAUUUGCUGUCAAUUUUUAUUUUUUUUGCUGGUAGUUGGAUGUUUGCUACAAACUGGAAUGUUUUUGUAGUAUCACAUUAAAGUAUUUGCGUACAAUAUGAUGCAGGAAGAUUCUAAUGGUGAAUCCACUUUUGAAUUUGUUGAAAAGAAAUUUGAAGGAAUGUCUACUUCGGGCGAUGAUGUAACGAAAUCAGAAGGGCUAGCAAGCAAUGCCUCGGUGGGUACAACGUCAUUGAUGGCGGCUGCAGCCUCCAUCACUACUUCUGCGGGCAACCUUCUCUCGAACGUGGCGCCUCCGUCAGCUCUCCCCAGUUUCCUUUCUGGCGAACGCGAGGCGGCAACCAAGGACUCUGCCCCGCCCGUCCCCAAGGAUCCAGCUGCAGAGACUCACGUAUUUCACCAGACGACAUUCAGUCCGGUGAUCCCCGCGAGCAAGAGCUCGGGCGCCGCGUCCCCGGCCUCGCCGCAGGGCCCGCCGGCUGGCCCCCCCUCGCCCCCCGCCGGCGAGCAGUCGGGCGGCCUGAUUGGCUGGGUGAAGGGGGCGGUAGGCACCGGCGGAGGCCUCCUGUCCCGGGUCGCCGAGAAGGCCAAGAGCUCCGUCGACUCCAUGAUCACCACGCUCGACCCCCAGAUGAAGGAGUUCAUAUAUUCUGGUGGUGAUAUAAGUGUCGUCGUAGCUUCUGACAAGGAAAUAAAAAUCAGCCCAGUGAGAGAAGCAUUCCAAGCUGUUUUUGGAAAAGCAACAGUUUCGGGCGUCGCGGCGCAGUCAUCGAGCGUCGCCGCCCAGCCCGUGGGGUUCGAGGCGGGCCUGAAGGCGGCCGAGGAGAGGGUCGCGAUCGCCAGGGCGGGUGGCAAGCUGCACCCCCGCCAGCCCGUCGUCGCCAUCGAGAACUUCAUCGUCGAGGUGGCAAAAGACAAGUGGUUCGACGCGGGGGCGCUCCUGCUCUGCGACCCCGGGCGCGACGUCAGCCUGCACGUGUUCACGCAGCUGACGCCGGUGCCCUCGAGCAUCGUGGAGCUGGCCCAGGAGGACACUCCCGGGGACUACCCCCUGCGGUCGUCGGGCCUGGCGGUGCCCGUGGGCAGCCUGAUGGCCGGCAACCUGCUGGUUCACCACUCAGAGUGGCACCAUGCCCUGACGGGGGUGUCGAGACGAGAGAUGCUACUGGUGGCUGCCAAAGCCCUCGCAGGGUUGUACAAAACGAGCAUUGGCAGCAUCGUGUGACGAGGAUUAUGAACCCAAACCCCCCUCCCAUCUCGUUUGCAGUGUGUUUGUACGAAAUGUAUUUAUUUAUAUACUCGGGACCUUCGUAACCGUGUCUCAGGCCUGCGUGAGUGGGCUUUGCUUUUGUUGGGAGAACGUGUUCGUGCACAGAUUCGUGAAGAUAGCAAGCAGCUUCUAGCCGAGUUGUUAUUGUGAAUAUUUAAUAUUAUUUGAAGGGAUUACUAUUCUAGUAUCAUUAUAAUUUUGAGUACCUACCUUAUUAAUAUCUUAAAUUUAUCAUAUUUCCUAAAAAUAUUUGUAUUUUUUUUUUCCAGUGAAUCUAUAUUUAAUUUUUUGUUUUAUUUUUGUACCUAUACAUAUUUUAAUGUGGUUAACUACGUAAGAAUCUGUAGUAAUUUUUUUUUAAAAUCUCUAUUGUACUUAUUUAAAAGUACAGGUGUGCUCACCUAGGAACAUGCUUGCCUUUUUAAAACAUACACAACAUAUAUAUCACAUUUUCUUGUUAAUUGAACUUGAAACAUGGUUUUGUCUGUCACUGUAUGUUAUGCAAGAUUUUUUCUAAUUUCAAUGUUAGUCGGUACAUACAUCUGCACUUAUGGGAUAGCAUUGUAACCAUAACAAUGCCGUAUGUGAAAAAUAUUACCAUCUCAUUACUAAAUAGUGUUUCAUAUUCUUAAUUGUGCUUGAACCAGGAAAAAGUUAACUCAAUAUUUUUGAUGUAAAGACUGAGUUUUUGUAUAACUAUUCAGUUAAUCAGGCAGCCAACUUCAUCAUAUCAAUUAUCAUGGCUUUAUGAGAAUGUUCUGUAUAUGUAUGUAAGAUAGUUUUUUCUAUACUUUUGAAGCAGCUAGGUUUAACUGUGCAUGGCAGUUAAUAUGGACACAGAAUUGGUGUUCACAUGAUCUGUACAAUAAUAAACAUGAUUACAUACAAUUACGUAAUGGCGUAGCUGACAUGUCAGAAGCACUAAUGUGUUUUUUUAUAUUUCUCAUUGAAAGUAAUUUGUAUUUUCUAUGUUUAUAGAAAAUUAUUAUUCAAAGAAACAUGGGAUGCUGGGGUUAAAAAUCCUAUUACUGUUGUUAGUUGUCAUUACUUAAUACAUACCUGCAAAAUUAUGAUGGUUUCCUGGUGCCAGGUGUAUGCCUGAUGAAUUAUAUCAUUUGUCUCGUUUUCAUUGGCUGUUGCAAUCUAUUCUGCAGUUUGGUAAUAGUGUGUAUUUUGCAUGUUCGUAGCUAAUACUGAGAUCUUGAACUAAUCAAACUGCAUUUUGUUGUAAGUUGAUAUAUAAUUUAUUUUAUUCCCAUUAACCAUUGUGUGUUGUCUAUAUUAUUGUACUGCCUCAGAACUUAUUAAUUGUUCAUUCACCAACACUUAUUAUAAUUAGUUACAUUUUUAUUUUUAAAAAAAAAAUAUUAUUAAGAAUAUUUUAUAGUUGUAAUAAUAACCAAGUUGAAUCCUUAAUCAUCACAUUUAUAUUUCCAUUUUUCUCCAUAACACACUCUCUCUACAUCCUUAAACAAAAAACGGCAAUACAACCUCAAAACAAAACACUCUCAAAUUCCAGACCAUGUUCCGACAAACAACACUUCCUCCUCCGUACCAACCCAUAAACAUAAAAACAUCACAGAAUAGAACCCAUGGAAGAUGUUUUAUCAGUGUACUUUUUGUUACAUCUCAUUAACCCAGUUGGGAUGUACUUUUCUAUAUACAGUAUCUCCCUUCCUCUUGGAUUCUGCUGUUGCAUUGGCCGCCAUCUUGAAUUUAAGAGGGAAUUGGGUUUUGUCAAAUAACUCUGCCAUUUCAAGUUGUAGGAAUUUUAUUUCUCUACAACUUUACUGUAAGAUAAAUAUUUUAAAUAAAAUGUGAAACAAGUGGCAAAGUAUAGUUAUUGCAUUCUGAUUUAUUGUUAAUUGGGCAUAAACAAACAUUAAAAAACUUGUAGUGAAUUAAAUCCUGGACAGUUUUGGUUUUAAUCCUUUUUUUAUCCUUAUUUUUAUAGAUUUUUUUUGUAAUGUACUCACUAAUUGUAUUUUCAAAGAAAAUAGCCUCCUGUGUGUACACAUAAUUAAUAUUUAUGGGUUGAAAAGUUCUAUAUCUAAUAUCUAUAUUAAUUAUGGGAAAUUUUUUUGUAGUUAAUAAUUUGAAUGUUAAUUUUUUUAAAUAAAUUAUUCUGGAAUUGCUUCAUGUAUACAUAUUCUACAUAUUUUCCCGUGAUCAUUUUAAAUGAUUGUUUCCAUACAUAGGUACCUUCAAAUACAACUUCUAUCAUUUCAGCUAACUUUUUUUAUAAAUGUUUAUUACUCUGUAUAGUGUUUAUUUUUUGGGACUCCAAAUCGUAUCCAAAUCACCACAUCUAUGCUAAAAGAAGUUAAAUAAAAAUGUAAAUGAUGUAAAAAAUGUUAAAAAUAAACUUUUGGAUUCAA
Messenger RNA from Bacillus rossius redtenbacheri, 3901 nucleotides. Its product is annotated as protein PRRC1-like. Gene Ontology annotation, cellular component: cytoplasm. The record is from RefSeq and is a predicted model, not a curated record. Bases 351 to 1478 code for a protein of 375 amino acids. Gene Ontology annotation, molecular function: protein kinase A regulatory subunit binding. The transcript is spliced from 7 exons. Gene Ontology annotation, biological process: activation of protein kinase A activity. Lineage: Eukaryota; Metazoa; Arthropoda; Insecta; Phasmatodea; Bacillidae.